AAUAUGACGGCUGAAGAAACAGUGAACGUAAAAGAGGUUGAAAUCAUUAAGCUAAUUUUGGACUUCUUGAAUUCAAAGAAGCUUCACAUUAGUAUGUUGGCUCUUGAGAAGGAAAGUGGUGUCAUAAAUGGUCUAUUUUCAGAUGAUAUGCUCUUCCUGAGGCAACUAAUCCUUGAUGGUCAAUGGGAUGAAGUUCUUCAGUUCAUUCAGCCUCUAGAAUGUAUGGAAAAGUUUGACAAAAAAAGGUUUCGUUAUAUUAUCCUGAAGCAGAAGUUUUUAGAAGCUUUAUGUGUUAACAAUGCAAUGUCAGCAGAAGAUGAGCCCCAGCAUGUAAGAUUUUUAUUCCUGAAGGUUUGCGCCAUAGUCUUGUUUUCAGUCAUAAGUAUUUCAUUUGCUAACACAAAAGAUCGUUAUGCAUUUUCAAAGUUUUUCUGCACCGGGAUGCGGCCUAUUAGCAGUGAAAUCUUGAGCCAGAGUUCAGUUUCUGAAAAAGAGCCUGCAAAUGGAACACAGAAUCCAGGAACACUGAAGCAAGAAAAAAAUGAGCUUCGAGAUUCCACUGAGCAGUUUCAAGAAUAUUACAGGCAAAGAUUACGCUAUCAGCAACACUUAGAACAGAAGGAGCAGCAGCGGCAGAUAUACCAGCAGAUGUUGCUGGAAGGAGGUGUGAAUCAGGAAGAUGGUUCUGACCAGCAGCAGAAUCUUACUGAACAGUUCCUUAACAGGUUGGAUGACAAGUCAAAAAAGCAGUUUGUUUGUAUUAACACCCUAGAAGAUACACAAGCGGUUAGAGCAGUGGCUUUUCAUCCAAGUGGUAGUUUAUAUGCUGUUGGUUCCAAUUCAAAAACUCUGAGAGUAUGUGCCUAUCCAGAAGUAAUUGAUACAAGAAAUGCAAGGCACAUUUUGGCACUUUAUACCUGGAGUGGCUGGAUGAUCGCAUCUGGUUCUCAAGAUAAGACUGUUAGGUUCUGGGAUCUGCGAGUUCCAAGCUGUGUUCGUGUUGUUGGCACAACAUUUCAUGGAACUGGCAGUGCAGUGGCAUCAGUAGCUGUAGAUCCCAGUGGCCGGCUUUUAGCUACUGGUCAAGAAGACUCCAGCUGCAUGUUGUAUGACAUAAGAGGAGGAAGAAUGGUUCAGAGUUACCACCCUCAUUCCAGUGAUGUCCGUUCUGUUCGCUUUUCCCCUGGAGCUCACUACUUGCUAACCGGCUCUUAUGAUAUGAAAAUAAAAGUGACAGACCUACAAGGGGACCUCACUAAGCAGCUUCCUAUCAUGGUGGUAGGGGAGCACAAGGACAAAGUGAUUCAGUGCAGGUGGCACACCCAGGACCUCUCCUUCCUGUCGUCCUCUGCAGACAGAACUGUAACCCUCUGGACUUACAGUGGCUAGUGUACACCCUAUGUUAGUCUGUGCUAUGGAAGCCCAGAGACUUAAGACUACUGAAUUGUGAAAACUCCAACUCUGAAGAACUCAGACUGUCUGAGAGUGGUUUAGCACGAGGAAACCCUUUAUUCCCCUGUGUGCUGUUGGUAGGAGGUAUUGGGUGAUGGUGGUACGCAGUGCUUUCUGUCUUCCAUGUGAGCUUGUGCUGCGCUCACCCGCUAUGUGUAGUCUCCUUGCCAAAGUCUGAAGAAGAGCUCUUACGUUGUUGUUGUGCACUCCAAGUCAAAGUGGAUAAUGUGUUUACGGUUUUUUUGUUAAAUGCAUUCCUCAGUCUCAAAUAAGUUUUUUAUAUAUACAUUGAAACUGAAUUUAAGUGUAUUAUUACAUAUAAUGUCACCACCUUCUACUUUGCUCUUCUCACCAUCCCAUAUUUGAUCACUUUUCUUCUAGUGGCCAGAAUUUUAUGUCUCCCAAAAUUUACAUUGUUGUUUUCACUUACGGAUCAUUAUGGAGUUUAAAGAUGAAUGGAAAACUGCUUCUUAGUUCAUUAUGUGGUAUAGGCUUCUUUUAAAAAAAUUCUCAAACCCAGGGAUAUGGUUAUUAUCCUGUCACAUAAUUUUGUUUCAGGCUAAAGGUUCAUGUGUUUGCUUCAGAAACUUGUUCAUUUCAAUAUCUUGAAUGCAACAAGAUACCUCCUUCAAAAAUAGUACAGAGCAACAGUAUGCAAUGCGAUAUUUGAUGGAGCAAUUAUUUACUGGCUAGCAUUUUCCUCUUAAAAUUUAAAAACUUUGCCAUAGACCAUAGCGUGUCUUGAAAUGCUAUGUCUGCAUGAUAAUUUAAAAAUGGGAAAUUUAAACUUUGCACUCCAAAAACUUACUUGGAUUUUUUUUCUGAUGCCGUUUUGUGUGAUACAGAAUAAUGAUUUUGUUUCUAUGGCAUUGUAGAUCCUAACAUUUAUGUAUCUUUAUUUUCAUAUUGUACAGUAAUUUUAAGUUAUUAAAUAGGCUAUUUUAUUUAUUUUCAACUGCAGUUGUAUUGGUACUAAUUAUUGAAUUGUCUGUGCACUGUAUGUAGCAAGCAUUUUAAAUCUAUUGUGCACAUGUGGAAAGGAUACUAGAUGUGUAACUGUGCUUUUAUUUCAAUAAAGAUCU
Molecule: messenger RNA, 2534 nt
Organism: Dipodomys ordii (Ord's kangaroo rat)
Lineage: Eukaryota; Metazoa; Chordata; Mammalia; Rodentia; Heteromyidae
Gene: Wdr47
Product: WD repeat domain 47
Exons: 10
Coding region: 4-1389 (461 amino acids)
Molecular function (GO): protein binding
Source: RefSeq, a predicted model, not a curated record